Lagopus leucura (white-tailed ptarmigan) is the source of this 2435-nucleotide messenger RNA. It is a transcript of the gene DFFB, whose product is annotated as DNA fragmentation factor subunit beta. Gene Ontology annotation, cellular component: cytoplasm; nucleus. Gene Ontology annotation, biological process: apoptotic process; apoptotic DNA fragmentation. The coding region runs from base 7 to 1008 and encodes 333 amino acids. The record is from RefSeq and is a predicted model, not a curated record. Gene Ontology annotation, molecular function: DNA endonuclease activity. The transcript has 7 exons. NCBI's taxonomy places the organism in Eukaryota, Metazoa, Chordata, Aves, Galliformes, Phasianidae.
GCAGCGAUGGCGGCUCCUCUCAAGCCAUUCCGCCUCCGCCGCCCCGGCAGCGCGCAGAAGUUCGGGGCGGCGGCGGGGAGCCUGCGUGGGCUGCUGCGAAAGGGCUGCCGGCUGCUGCAGCUCCCGUUGGCAGGCAGCCGGCUGUGCCUCUACGAGGACGGGACGGAGCUGAGCGAGGCGUUCUUCCGCACGCUGCCGCCGCAGACGGAGCUGGUGCUGCUGCGGCCCGGGGAGAGCUGGCCGGGCUGCUGCGGGGACCUGGAGCGGUUCCUGGCCGCCCUGUGCUGCCGGACGGACGCGGUGCUGGAGGCCGCUCGGAGGCUGCUGGAGGACGAGCGGGCGCCCCGCAGGCAGAGGCUGCUGGCGGAUCUGAUCCACAACCUGAGCGGGGACGGCGCGGCCGAGCGCCGGGACGAGGACGGGAAGUGGUUCGAGGGUCUAGAAUCUCGUUUUAAGAACAAAUCAAGCUAUAUGCGGUACAGCUGUGAAAGCAGAAUACGAAGCUACAUGAAAGAGGUUAGUAAUUUUAUUUCAAACGUUCAUCCUACAGCAAGAGAUGCUUAUAAAAGGAUACUCGACCUGAUGUCGGAUAAACUGAAAUCUGUGAAAUAUAAUGGCAGCUACUUUGACAGGACAGAGGAGGAGGCAGCGAUGCGCCUGUGCACAAAGGAGGGAUGGUUCUCUUGUCAGGGCCCUUUUGACAGAGAUGACUGCCCAUGUAAGCAUUCUAUCAACCCCUAUACUAACAGGGAAAGCAGAAUCCUCUUCAGCACCUGGAAUCUCGAUCACAUAAUAGAAAAGAAACGUAGUGUUGUCCCAGAACUGGCAGAAGCUGUCAAAACACGAGAUGGAAGAGAAGUGAACUGGGAGUACUUUUAUCAGCUAUUGUUUACAAUGCAUAAUCUAAAACUUGUACAUAUUGCUUGCCAUAAGAAAACCAAUCACAAUCUCAGCUGUGACAAAACUAAGAUUUACAGAAAAAGGAAGCAAACCCGUGAGAUUGCAUAGUGCUCUCUUUGGAAGCAACUUCUGGUUUUGUUUUUUUCCAUUUCAAAAUCAUGUAAGAUGGCAUCAUGUUUAAGUCGCUCCUGUUUCUUAAACAAAACCUUACUUAGCAAGUCUCUUCUGCCAAGGACUUCUUCCUUUAUCACCUCCAGUGCAUUAAUUGAACUGCAAUCUCAGAGCACGCGUUCAGACCGUGCCUGAUUCUCCCACCUUAGGUGACACUGCUGAGUGUGAUAAGCUGACUCACAGCCGCAGUGUGCAGAAUAGAGGCCAGAAGCUGACACGGAUGAUACCUUAUGAUUUCUUGCUUGCUGUAAUAAAUCUAGGUGCAAAAUGCACGGUACAGAAACGGAACUUUCUUGCAAAUGAUUCAAAGCAGGUUGAUACUGCUCUGAACGUUAAGCCAAACAAAGAAUACUUCAGGGUAAUUAUUCUGUGCCUUCACCAGGAACACAGGCACUGUACUGCAGACAGGCCAAAUGAUUCAGUGGCAGAGCUGCUGGCUUUUCUCUAGGAAAAUACCUGCACUCGUCUGUGACCAUUCAAUCCACUGUUGCAUAGAUGCAGGUCUUCUAGGAGAAAGCAUGUGGUGCAUCUCUGCUUUUAUCACCCUUGUGCUCUGGCAUCUUCCCACUGAUUUCCCUCAGUCUUUGCUGCUCUAGAUCGAGCUUUCUUGAAGCAACACAUACAAUCUUAUUAUACAGUAAUCAUGUUUGUCUGCAGAAACUGCUUCUGUGAAACACUUUCUACCUCUCAGUAACAAAAUACAAGUAGAUCAUUUUUUACAUUUUUUUUUUCCUAAAUAUCAGCUGAUAGCAACUGAACUCUCAGGGAUGAGUAUUUUUUAAAUCAAAAAAUAAAAGUGAAAUCACUGCCAUCUUACUGUGUAUCUGGAGGUAGAGGUGCAUGAGUAGUCAACAGUAAGGUACAAUACAGCAUGGCCACUGCAGACUAGAAGGACUUAGCACAGGAAAAGGUGCUUAUCAAUUAAGUAGUGGAUGUUUACCAGACAUUAACAUCAUUUACCUCAAAGGAAAGUUCUGGAUGUUUACUUUGGUUGUUGGUUUUGGUUUUUUAUUUCCAUUUUCUUCCUCUCACCUCUUUCUCUUUCUUAUCAGAUAAAUUCAUCUAGUUCAGACAGGAUUGUUAUUAAGAUAGUAUUGCUGUGUGAGUCCUGACUUGCUGGGACUUGGAAAUGCAGGAGUUUUGCUACAGACAGUGCUAAUUAAAGCAACAAUUCAAUUCCUUUCCCAAACAUUUCUACAUGAAAAAUAAGCAGGUGCAUUUUCAGUAAGGAGCUCCAGCACCAUUGGAUUGAGCCUUUCUGAUCAUCUCACUGAAUAUACAUCAACUGUAACAGAGGUGAAAAUGCACGUUCUGGUGUUUUGGUGUUGGGGAAGGGACUGCAAUAAAGACUCUGACAACAAGCA